GGCGGCGCCGCGGUAUAAAGAGGCGCGGACAGCGGUCCGUCGCCACAGUCCGCUGUACUCACACCCAUCCAACAUGUACAAGCUGGUGAUCCUGAUGUGCGCCGUGGCCGCCGCCCACGCCGGCUACCUGGGAGGCUACGCCGCCCCCGCCAUCGCUGUGGCACCUGCCGUGGCCGCCCCCGCCGUCGCAGUCGCUCACGCCCCCGUGGCCGUGGCACCCGCCGCCUCCUCGUACGCCAACACGUACCGCGUGUCGCAGACCGCCCGCCUCCUGGCCGCCCCCGCCGUCGCCGCCGCCCCUGUGGCCUACGCCGCCCCCGCCAUCCACGCCCCUGUGGCCUACGCUGCACCUGCUGUCGCUGCUCCGAUUCUCAAAUACCACUAAAAUCUAACUUGUGUCUUGUCGACAAUAAAGUGAAGUAUUUAUUACAA
Molecule: messenger RNA, 432 nt
Organism: Schistocerca americana (American grasshopper)
Lineage: Eukaryota; Metazoa; Arthropoda; Insecta; Orthoptera; Acrididae
Product: cuticle protein 12.5-like
Exons: 2
Coding region: 74-385 (103 amino acids)
Source: RefSeq, a predicted model, not a curated record